ACAGAACUUCCUCGGCAGUACAAGACAACAAGUAGUGUUGUAGUGUGUAUAGUCUUGCUGACUGCGACCUAUGAGUAGUUUUGUGAAUAUUUCCUGGAGCAGUGACCAUGACGGAGUUUCGAGAUUCGUUCUUUAGCGUUCACGGAUUUGAAGAACUGAGACGGUACAUGAAAACAGGGACAGAUUUUUGUAAAGAAGUUGCCUCAAUAUUCCAAGAACGAGCUGACAUAGAAUCUACUUAUGGUAAAAAGUUAUUACUAUUAGCAAAUAGAGGAAAAAAACAGACAAACAACUGUAUUGGAUCUUUAGCUGUAGCCUGGUCUGCCACCAGUUCUCACUUAGAGACAGAAGCUCAAUUGCACAGCAACUUAGGCCAGUCACUGAAAGAUGAAGUUUUUAAACAGAUGAAAAUAUUCAAUGAUGAACAAAGCAAAGCCAAGAAAGAUGUUGAACAUGGCGUGGAGAAAUCCAGCAAAUUUCUACAUGAGAAAAAACAGGAACUCACUAAGAUUAAAAAAAUUGCUCACACGAAAGCAAAGGAAACAGAGACGUUGAAUGACCAAAUGGAAAAAUCACAAUCAGGAUCAAGCAAGAAAAGCAUGUCUGAUAAAGAUCUUGGUAAAUUGCAAAACAAAAUAAAAAAAUCAGAAGAGUCAUCACUAAAAGCCGACAUGGAUUACAUUGGACUUACAAAACAAGUGGAGGAAGCCAGACAUGAUUUGGAGAAACACAUGAGGAGAUACGCAAUGCAAAUGCAGUCACAAGAAGACCAACGAUUACGACACUUACAUGAAAUGUUAACAAAAUAUAAUAGUCUUAUGUCACAUGUUGGACCCAAACUCACAGAGUCUUGUGCUGGGAUUGCAAGGGGUGUGUCUCAGAUGAAUGUGCAAUCUGACAUCCUUGUUAUUGUGGCCGAAAAAGGAACUGGAGCCGUUACGUCUGGACAGUUUUUAUAUGACUGUUUUGAAGCUGACCUUAGUAAUAAAAUGAAGCCAGAAAGAAGACAAAUGGGUUUGGAGAAAAAGAUUCAACUGCUUGCAGUGGAAAUUGAAAAACAGAAGAAAGGGAAAGAAGGUAUUGAAAGUUUAGGUGAUACUUACAAAGCUAAUCCAGCAUACACUAAUGCCGCUGGUGCCGAGGACACAGAGUUACAAAUACAGCAGGCAUCGGCAAUGAUUGACACAUUGACUGCAUGUCAGUACCAAUUACAGUGUUCCUUGGCAUUGAUGGAUAAAAGAGCAAAACCAGAAAGCAGACUCAGUUCCUAUAUCACAAGUUAUAAAGACAAAUCUGGGCUUCAACAGAGUGUGUUGAAUAUCCCCAUUACUGGGGGUGCCUGUGGUGGUAGCGGUGAUAUGGCAGCAUAUAGACCUGAAGCUGAAGGGGCAAAUAAUGCUUCAAGUCAUUAUACUCCUUAUGAAAAAGAUGAAUUUGAUGAGACCAUUUGUCGAUGUCAGGCUCUAUAUGAUUACACUCCUAAUGAUAGUGAUGAGAUUGCUAUAAUGGAAGGUGACAUAAUCAACGUUUAUGAAAAACAAACUGGUGGAUGGUGGCGUGGUGAACUCAAUGGUGCUGUCGGGAUAUUCCCCGAAACCUAUGUUAAAGAGAUCUGAAACUUCCAUGAUCAGAUCGUGCAACUAUUCAGCCUAUGCAGUCAGAUAACUCACCUGGUGUGGUGUAUACCAUAAUAUUUUGCACAGUAGCAUGAGUAUUCAGACAGGUAUCAUAGUUUGUAUACAUUAAUCUACCGGCAAUCAUAAUGUAAUUACCGGGUAAACUGUUUUUCCAAAACAGAAAUAUGUGAUUUCUAAAUUAUUACCAGUAAGGUAGACAUCCUGAAGCCAAAUUGUUCUGACUAUUUCUGCAAUAUGUUUGCAUC
Molecule: messenger RNA, 1882 nt
Organism: Saccoglossus kowalevskii
Lineage: Eukaryota; Metazoa; Hemichordata; Enteropneusta; Harrimaniidae
Product: nostrin-like
Cellular component (GO): cytoplasm; plasma membrane
Molecular function (GO): protein binding
Source: RefSeq, a predicted model, not a curated record